ACCCACGGUCCGUUCAGUACCGUUUCAAUCACACAACCAGCAGGAACGGAAAGGGUUUUUUUCGUGUGUGUUUGCGGCGACUGUCAAUUAUGAAACAAACACCGCAGUACUCCGUUGCGGUCAGUGUGUAACGUCGUCCGUUUCUACGCAUCACCGUACCAGUGCCGGUGCGGUACGUUUUGCUGGACGAUUGCGGGCUUGUACGUACCGACACCUACGGGGGAUCAAGAGUGCGUGAUUUUCGUGGGGGAGAAAACCAUCGCUAAUCAAAACACUUGUUGGAUUAUUAGCGGUGAAAGAGUAGUUUGAUCUGCUUUUUUCUUCUUCUUCUUCUUUUCGUACCCUCCCUCUUAAUCUCUCGAUCCAUCCAGCCCGCAUGCCGUGUUGCGUCCGAUAAGCGCUGGUUCAAAGCCCUCUCGUGAACGUGAUUAUUAUUAUUUGACGCCUCGGUGCAAAAGCGAAGAAAAAAUCGUCCGUGGUGUAUAGUGUGUGUGUGUGCGCCUGUGCGCUCGUGCGUGUGCUUGUGUGCGUGGUCGACUGUUGCGCGCGUGUGUGCGGGUUUGUCGAAAGCGAGGAUAUUUUAUAGAUAAAACAACACACUGCACCAAUCGUCAUCAUCAUCCCCGUGGCCCCCCGACCCCUAUCUUGGUGUGUGGAGAGUUUCGAUAGGAAAAAAGCACAGUGUGUGCGUGUGUGCGUGUAUGUAUGUGAGAUGGUUUAGUGUGUUUGGAAGUGAUUUUCUGUACAGAACGAAAGGAUAACCUAUUUGGUCGUCUUUUUUUACUCACGUUGUACCACCACGGGAUUUAAUUGAAUACCGCGUGAGAGUGUGUGUGUGUGUGUGCGGGGGAAAUUCAAUGCACACUUUUCGCCUGUUUCUAAGCAGACGGCUGUGAUUGUCAGUUUUCCAUUCUUCUUCGGAAGCAAAACACACCUGCAUUAUACACUGCAGUUGGAAACUUGUGCCCCGUAAAGGACAAUCGCGAAGGGUUUUGUGUGAGCAAGCAAUCCGACGGUACGCCAUCGUUUCGCCCAUAGCGCUACACAACAUCGAGUGCGCAAAAUGGCGCGUCCGGUGGUGUGGCGGAGGUUAACGGUACUGCUGACCGUCCUCUGUCUGCACGGUGCCAUCGUGCUAACGGAGCAACAUGCCACCGGUCGUCGGCACGGUUUCCCACCGACCGUUCUGCACGUGGAACCGGACGUGGAGACGCAUCGUAGGGCACCGCGUACGAUCACACUGUCACUGGGCGACCUGGAGCACGGUAAUGCCGAUCCGGAGGUGGCCGCCCUACUAGCCCGGUCACCUUUGCUGCGUGACGAGCUGCAGCACCGCGUACGGCGUGAUACGGCGGCACCGAACGUCAACAGUGGCACGGGACAAAACAAAAAUGUUUCCACCGCAGCAACAUCUGGCGGUGGCAAUGCGUCGACGGUAGCAACACCAUCGACCAAGAAUACGGUAUCAUCGGAAUUUUCCCCGUCGCCGAUAAUCAAGGCAAAGACGACCAAUCUAAACGAUUCCCAUGGGCAACUGAUCGUGCACUGGUUGGGCGAAGGUACGGACGUUAUGAUCUGUCUCGCCCGAGAACCUCCAGAUACGGACAUGAAGUCACCGCCGCCGCCUCCAUCGCGUAUCUUCAUGUCCAAUGACUACGGUGAUACGUUCGAGGACAAGACGGCUCAUUUCAUGCUUAACAUCAGCGGUGUAAUGACAAAUUCCACGGUGGAACAAUUUUUCACUCAUCAAAAGUUUAACACGAUUGUCUUUAUUGAUCCCCGGAAUCAAGCGAUCUUUACAUCGGACGAUUAUGGUGCUACCAUUACGAAGCAAAAGCUCGACUUUACACCCUCGGACGUGUCGUUCUACGAUGCCGACAGGCGAACCUUUCUCGUAUUAGACAAGCGUGAUCCUCAAAGAAAGCUUUAUUAUACAACUGAUUUUGGAGCAUCGUUUACACUUCUUCAAAGCUAUGUUAAAUCGUUCCUAUGGUCGUCAGGUGAUGGUGUUCCCAUCCAUCUGUAUGUGGAACGGAAAGAACCAACGAACACUUCAUCGGUAAUCUUCUUCAAUGCGGCCGAUCUUUACACCGGUAACAGGCAGUUUAAUGUGUUGAUCGAGAAGGUGGAAGAUUUCCACAUCAACAAAGACUUUAUGUUUGCGUCCCAGCGUUUGCCCAACAGCACCCAGCUGCUUAUCUCGUACAAACGGGGCAAGUUUGUGAAGGCCGAUUUUCAAACCGAGCUGGACAUUCGGGGCUACCAUGUGGCGGACGUUGAAGGACGCAGGAUUAUGAUUUCGGUGGUACACUCGGAGCGCAUUUCGCAUCUGUACGCGUCCGAAUCGAACGACGACAUGACGGACAUAAAGUUUGUGCCUAGUUUGGAAAACAUUUUCACCUACAUUCCUGAUCUGAACUGGCGAUCCAGUUGGUUGGUUAAAUCUUCUGAAACAGCGUUUACUGAUCUGUAUCGAGUGGAAGGCUUGCGGGGAAUUUACAUCGCAUCGAAGAUGAUCCGUCUGCCGGUCGCUGAAACGAUUACACCGGACUAUCUAAUGUCGGUAAUAACGUUCGACCAUGGUACUACGUGGCGAACAAUUAAAGCUCCGGAAACGGAUGAUGAAGGAGCUUUGCUGAACUGUGGUAAAGAUUGUAGCCUGCACGUGACACAGAAGUUUUCCUCAUUAUACCCAGUGAGCAGAUCCGUAACGAUAAUGAGUUCAAAAACGGCUCCAGGUGUAAUUAUGGCUUCUGGUGUGGUGGGCAAAUCACUAAAAGGCCACCCGGGAGUGUACAUUUCGCGCGAUGCCGGUCUAACGUGGAAACAGAUUCUAAAGAACUAUUACUUCUUCAAUAUGGGCGACCAUGGUGGCAUACUGGUGGCGGUGAAAUAUUUCAAAUCCAAGGGUGAAACGAACGAAAUCCUCUACUCCACCGAUGAGGGUGAACGGUGGCACUCGACACCGUUCAUUGGCAACCAGCUGAAAGUGUACGGGUUGAUGCGCGAAGCCGAAGCAAACGGUACGAUCUUUACGCUCUUCGGUUCGGAGCAGGACGAGCAUCGGUGGUUAAUCAUAAAGCUCGAUCUGAAGAAUGCAUUCACCGCGAACUGCACGGAGGAUGAUUACAAAUAUUGGACGCCCGGUUCGUACUCCGGUGACUAUUUUAUGCCGUGUGUGCUCGGCCGGCAGGAUACGUAUCAGCGCCGGAAACCGCACGCCAACUGCCACAAUGGGCUCGGGUACGAACGGCCCAUUCGGCAGGAAGUUUGCGAAUGCAACAGUUGGGACUUUGAGUGUGACUAUGGUUUCGUGCGCAGCGGCCAGAAGCGUUCGUUCUGUGUGCGUAACAAAACGAUGACACACUUCGAUCCGUACGCGGUACCGAAAUCGUGCAAACCGGGCGCGUAUUACAAUCGUACGCGCGGCUACAGAAAGAUCGAAGGCGACGUGUGUGUUGAUGGAUUUGCGUCCCAGUUUCUACCGCAGGCGAUACCCUGCCCGAUGGAGCAGUCGGAUGAGUUUUUGAUAAUUGCCCAGCGGGAAAAGAUUUCCCGCAUCGAUUUGCGGCACAACAAUACGCGCACCGAGUUUGCCAUUCCUGGGCUUAAAAAUGUGAUCGCCAUUGAGUUUGAUUUGAAGCGCAACUGUGUAUUUUGGGCGGACAUUUUAACGGACGUUAUCGGGCGCCAGUGUCUGAACGGGAACUCGACGCCGGAAACGUUGGUGGACAAUGGUUUGUCGUCUGUUGAGGGUAUGUCUUACGAUUGGAUCUCGGAAGUGCUGUACUUUGUCGAUGGGAUGCGGCUGAUGAUAGAAGCGUUACGUGUUCCGCCACCGGGUACGAUUCCACCGGCCGGUGCCCAUCGUACGCCAAACGUUCGCCGCACAAUCAUGGAUGGGAAGUAUCUGAACAAACCGCGCGGUAUCGUCGUACACCCGAUGGAAGGAUAUCUGUUCUGGACCGAUUGGAAUUCGAUUCGACCGUCGAUUUCGCGAGCAAACAUGGACGGUACUGAUGUGCGGGAACUGUUCACAAAACCGCAGGUUGCGUGGCCGAACGGCGUUACGAUCGAUUAUAUGGCGGAACGGUUGUACUGGGUGGAUGCGAGCAAAGAUUACAUUGCCAGCAGCGAUCUGGAUGGUAAAAACUUCCACAAGGUAAUGCAGCAAGAUCCGUACGUGCAGCAUCCGUUCGCGGUUGCCGUACUGAAGGAUGUGAUGUAUUGGGACGAUUGGAAGCAAAACUCGGUCUUUUCUGCUGACAAAGAUCACGGUAUAAUGGCGAAACUGGUUGCGGACAGUAUGGCCAAUCUGAUGGAUAUGAAGGUGUACGGACAUACGAUACAGGUCGGUACGAACGCUUGCACGAAGAAUGAUCGCUGUUCGCAUAUCUGCGUCGGAGGUCCAAAACACACCUACAGCUGUCUGUGCCCGGAUGGUAUGGAGUUGGUAAAGGAUCAGUGUACAUGCCCGGCCGGAACGACGGCCCAAGGGAAUGGAUGUGCCCGGACGGGCAAAACCUGUGGGCCGAAGUUUUUCAGCUGCAACAACACGCGCUGUAUCCCGCAGAUCUACAAAUGUGACGGUGAGGAUGAUUGUGAGGAUCGUAGCGAUGAGGAAGGCUGUCCGGCAGCGAAACCAGCCUGCCCGCCGCACAUGUUCACCUGCAAGCUAGACCAGCAGUGCAUACCGAAGCAUUAUCUGUGCGAUUACGAUAAGGACUGUAAGGAUGGUAGCGAUGAGGAGAACUGCAAAACGCCGAACUGCAAGAAGGGUGAGUUUACCUGCGACAAUGGGCGCUGCAUUAAACCAAGCUGGGUGUGUGACAGUGAGGAUGAUUGCCGCGAUGGGUCGGACGAGAAGGACUGUCAGAAGAAGAACGUUACGCUGAUCGAGUGCAAAUCGGACGAGUUUCGCUGUAACGUUACGAACACCUGCCUGCCGAACCAGUGGCGCUGCGACACGGAACAAGACUGUCCGGACGGUUCGGAUGAAGCGAACUGCAACAACAACACGUGCGAAGCGUGGAUGUUUACGUGCGUAAGCGAUGGUAAGUGUUUGUACAAAACGUGGCAGUGUGAUGGUGCGAAGGAUUGCAAGGAUGGCAGUGACGAGCAGGACUGCGAAGCGAUCCUGGGCGAAACGAAACCGGAAGCGAAAAAACCGGGCAUCAACAUAAUGCCGGGCCAGGAGUGUCACGAUUGGAUGUUUAAGUGUAAAAACGAACGGUGCGUACCGUACUGGUGGAAGUGCGACGGGGUUAACGAUUGUGAGGAUCACUCGGAUGAGGAUGGGUGUAGCGAGAUCGGUAAAACCACGAUCACUAACGGCACGACACUGCAUCCAGUCGCACCGACUCCAACGCGGCGCAAGGAUCGUACGUGCGGAUUGCACGAGUUCCGCUGCGAUUCGGGCACGUGCAUUCCGAAACGAUUCGUGUGCGACGGGUACAGCGACUGUACGGGCGGUGAAGAUGAGGCGAACUGCCCGAGCCAGAAGCUGUGCAGCAAUAAUUAUUUCCGCUGCCGGACGGAUGGUAUGUGCCUUCCGAUGAAUCGGUUCUGCAAUGGAAUACAGGAUUGUGUCGAUGGUAGUGAUGAGGAGUGCAGCUUUAAACCAUCAACAUCUGUGACGACAAACCGGAACUGUAGUACCAAUCCGGGUGUGUUUGCGUGCGACAAUACCUGCUUUGCGUUGAUGCUCCUGUGCGAUGGUAAACCGGAUUGUUACGACGGAACGGAUGAGGAUAAUUGUCCGGGUAAUCGAAAAGGGCGACAAUACUAUCAGGUUACACAGAUCAGUGUCGAUCAACGUUCAUUAAACUCGACGAGCUUCCUUAUCUACUGGUGGAUCAUGUUGGACGCAAAUGUAACGUACGAAUAUUUACCCUCGAUUUAUUACAACAAUGAGUGGAAAAAUGUCACUAACUGGAUAACGGAUACGUCGUACCGCUUUACCAACCUGAAGCCCUAUACCACCUACACGGUGACGGCGUACGUACGGGUGAAGGGUCAAACGAAGAUCACACCACCGUACAUUUACUACGAAAUAGCGACCACCGAAGGAAUUCCAUCACCACCGUUAAGCGUCGUAGUCAUUCAGCAGAACGGAUCUCGUGUGCUGGUAAGCUGGGAUCCACCGAAGGAGGUAAAUGGGCGGCUCGAGGGUUACACGGUGAACUUCCGCUCGCAGUCGAAGAACGUUACACCGGCGCAGAACGUGAAGGUGAGCGCAUCGGAAACAAGUGUCGUCAUCGAUAAGGACUUCAAAUCCUACGUGGUGUACGAGUUUUGGGUGAAGGCACGUAACGGUAAGCACGAAUCGCUUUCCUCCGUUAUGGUACCGUUAACGUUCGACGGUACCUCGUUCGUGGAGAAAAUUACACGCAUCGAGGUGCUGAACAAAACGGCCAAAUCGGUAACGUUGCGAUGGAAACCGGUAAGCAAUGCGGAUGGGUACAUGGUGGUACCGAUACUGCCACAAACCUAUCCCGUACUGCCAACGAUAAAGGUACAAAAUGCGACUGUUAUUACGCUGGACAAUAUGGUACCCGGCACGCAGUACGUCAUCAAGGUGGCAGCGUACGUGAAAAACUUUUUCGGCCAGCAUGAAACGACGAUCGUUUCGUUCGGCGGUACACCGCUACCGGCACUGAACGUAGAGCUGAAGGAGAAAACAAACGAUUAUGCGCUGCUGGAGUGGAACGAACCAAAAGGAUUGGACACGAGUAAGCUGGUGUACGGUGUAUACUAUGGUACAAGCAUGGAUGCGCUGUUUGAAGCCGCUCGUAUUAACACUACAUCGCGCAGCAUUAAAUUGACGGGCCUGAUGCCUUGCCAAUCGUAUCUGGUCAGUGUGGGUAUCGUCGGUCCAAUCGGACCGGGUCCCCUCGGCCGCAAUCCGCUCAAACUGGAAACGGCUUACAAUCGUACGCUACCACCAAAGGAACUAACAGUUGUAAUAAACGAAACUAGUCAAGAAAUGACCAUCGAAUGGCAGCAUAGCUGUGCUUUGGAUUUGGGCGCGUACCCAUCAUACAUUAUAACGGUGCGCGAACUAACGCUGAACAAAACAUCCGUCGUGACGGUGCAACCGUCUAGCAACAAAACGAUAGUACAUGUAUUCCGCAAGAUUCCUAAAGGUGCGGCAUACGAGAUAUCCGUAUCAACCGACAUUCCCAAUGCGCAGGCAGUUAGCAUGAUUGCGUAUUCCGCACCAUUGCCGGCGCCGGAACAAUUGCAGGUGUGGGAGGAACACAACGGAACGUUCGUGGUUUAUUGGAAAACUGUAAAAGAUUUUACAGAUGAUGGCUACUCGUAUGAAAUCAUUGUGUACGAAGGCCGAGGCAUCAACAGUUCAGUACCUCCAAGACUUACGAUACCGGCCAAAGAACCGCCCGUUUUUAUCGAACCGUAUCAACUAAAUUGGAUCGAAAACGAACCCUUAACGCUUGGCGUUCGACUCAAAACGGAUCAGGGUCUGUACUCCGAAAUAGUGGAGACGGAAACAUUUAUCAAAGAAAUUUAUCGAUACACACCUUUGCGUGCCAGCUCGUCGGUCGGAUCGUCCUGGAAAUGGAUCGUGCCGACCGUGAUUGUGGUGGUACUUAUCGCCGUGCUAGCGUACGGUGUACAGCGCCACCGGCGGCUCCAGAGCUCGUUCAGCCGGUUCGCAAACUCACACUACGACACGCGGACCGGUGCCACCCGCAUCGGCUGCACGCUGGACGAUGAUGAGCACGAGCAUCAGGAGGUGCCGCGCAGUUUCUCCGACGAUGAACCACUAGUGAUUGCUUAAAUUGUAAGUACAUUGUUCUAAGCUUUACACAUACACACACACACGGGUUUUGCAGAUAUUAAUAGAUUUCCGUGCUACAGUAGAUCUCCGCGGUUCUCCGCGUGUCACCCUGCCGUGAAAGCAGUGCGUGUGUGUAUUCGUGUGCGUUUGUGUGUAUGUGUGUGAUUGAUAAUAGGAUAGAAAAGCGGAAUCAAAGGGAAAAAAAGGAGGGAAAUAGAAAUAUGAGGUGUUUGCAACAGUUUUGGUCAGCUGUUUUUUCCAUGUUAGAUCACAAAAUAGCAUCAAAUAUGUAAAAGUUUGUUUUUUUUUAGAUUUUGUAUAACCUUAUUUCAGAUUGUGUAAUCAAAAACGAAGCAUUAAUUUAUAAAAAUUUUGAGAACUGCGUUUGUCAUAGUUUGUUAUUGACUCACGUUCAAAAAUUUAUGACACUUAUGAAUUCACGGACUUCCAAUUGGUGGUUUAAGUCUUAUUACCUAUCAUUUGAAUUCUUUUUUUCCAAUCCGUUCAAUCCAGUUUAAAAUUAAUUAUAAUUAAAUCACUAAAACACAAAAAAAAUCAACAAACUGAUCAAAACUAGUGCAAUGACCUUAAUAACUACUAGAAGCGAACAGAACUGAUACAUAUUGAUACGACUCCAACUUCCUUCGCGUACAUUUAAACGAGUCAGCUUUGCGCGAAAGUUGCAUAACGAUAUUAGUUGGAACGAGAGAAAGUCCGAAUAAUGAUAAAGAAAAAACCUAGCAAAGACAGUAACUAAAGAAAGUAAAAUCAGAAAUACAAAAACAUAAACGUAGCAUUACGCAUUAAGGAUGAGACGAGAAUAGUAAAGAAAAGCAUGCGUUAAGCAAAGUCAUAAAGUGAAACAUAAAGGAAACAAAGGUUAGGAGGGAAGUGUGUGAGCUGCAUAAGCAAACAAACUGAAAGACUAAACUAAUAAUUUUUUUUUUGUAUUUAUGUGUUGUUCGUUUUAUUGAAAUAGAUUUAUUUAAUGUAGGAAAGCCAGUAGUAGAAUGGACUAGCAAAACAAAUAAAAAACACGGUGGUCUAUGCGGAUGGGUGCGUGUGUGUUUAGCAUACUGCAAGAUAAAGAGCCAGAGACACUAUCUAAAUCCAUAUGAUAUCAACACAACCACAAAAAAAACAAUUUUGAUAAUUAUUAUCACAAGCUGUUUUACAAUUUACAGGCUUCUCUGUAUGUAAACUAUGUAUAUUCUGUUUAUGUUUUCCUGUUUUGCUUUCUUCACUACACUUGUCACAUAUAACUAUGUAUGUUCGGGUAUCGCAAUUCACGCGAGUUUCUUUCAUAGUAUGUAGUAUGUUAGCAGGAUUGUACUAAUUAAAAACAAAAUAGCCAGAAUAGAAAACGGGAAGCUAAUAAUUCAUAAAAUAAACAGUAAAUUGGAACAUGUGCGGGUUACGUUUUUUUUUUUUUUUGCAAACUGUAAAGUAAAAUCCUAAGCCGAGUUCUUCGCUCAUACAUGGAAGAAAGUUGUGCUUGUGUACAGACUGUGAAAUUGUGACCACUUGUUUGUAAAAAAAAUACACUCACACACACAUAAAACAAAAUAUGAAUAACAAAGGGCGUAAAGGGUCACCGAUCCUUAAAGGAUGGAAAGAGAAGAUCGUUUUAUAUCUGUCCUAGAAAGGCAAUGGUUUAUUUAUGGUGUGGAAUUGGGUAUUUGGUUUCUUAUUUUCUUUAAAGCUGAUGAGCAAUAUUGGACUAUGGUUUAGUUAGAGAGACAGACUUUUAGAAACAACAAGCUCGCAAAAGAGAUUAUACGCAAAUGUUCCAUCAUGGGAUAUGUUAGGGUCGAUAGAAACAUAGUGAUGAUUGCAUCUUCAAGGUACAGCACAGGCUUUGCAGUGUGAACUAAUAGGGCAAUACUAUGGGAAGGAGCUAGAAAACAAAUUGCUGUAAUUUUCUCCUUAUAUAUUCUUCUUCCGUGUGUAAAUCUAUGGUUUUUUUUUGGUCAAAACUGACCUACAGCUUGAUUAUUGAGACAGAUAUAGAAAGCGCAAGAGAGAGAGAGAGAAAGGUGCGUGAUGGAUAACGAAACGUGGUGAUGAUAGACAGAGAUACUUCCGUUCAAAUCUUUCAUUUUGGCUUCUAUAGAUAUUGAAACUAUUUAAACAAUAAACACACCAACCAAUUCCAAAUGCUGGUGCUCCCUUACCGCAAGAAGUGGUAGUGUAAAAUUAUAGUGCGUCCUGCGUCAGUUGAAUGAAAUUGUAUAAUGAUCAACUUAACCAUAAGUAGCGAAACAAUAAACGGUGCGAUGUGUGUGUGUGUGCCAUCCCUAUUACCCGGUAGUCCAGUGAACUCGUCCGCAUGACGACGACGGUGUCACAGUAUCAGUGGACGACGGAUGGGAUCACAGAAAACGAAGAACAAUUUGUUAUUAUUAUCAAUUAAUCAUUUGAAUUUAAUUUGAAUUAUUAACUAUCGAAUUAGCUGCGCUUCCGGUGGGACAUGUCAAGGAAAGAAAGUUUAAUUUAUAGAUCAAUAAGGAUGCAAAUGGGUUCGUAGCGUUCUUAUAACAGGUAUUGUCAUUACUUUGUGACAUUUUUGUUUAAUCUGGAAAUAGUGUCAUUUUGAAGUGUCAUCCUAAAGGAUGAUUUACUUCUUUAUAUCAAUAUAAAAGAAAAAUACUUUUAAAAGCAUCGAACUAUGAUUGAAGUUGCUCUAGCUGAAGUAUCUUGUCGGAAGUGGUUUGGACGGUAUUUAUUCUUAAAGACGAAGACGAACAUCCUGGAGAGCCUCAAACGUUUGGGAAUGGAUAACUAAACACAAUCUUCAGCUAAUAUACAUUUCAAACAUUUGAUUCCAGGACAAUCCAUGAAUAUCCAUCCAGGGCGUUGGAUAUCAUCCAAACAUCUGUACUGUGAUAAGAUAAAUACAAUCACAAUUACGGUCGGUACGAUCCAUUUCCAGGACGAUCCAACCGAAGAAGUGGCUGAUAAUGUUGUGAUCAUUGAUAAAUGAUUCCGUUUUCACUAUUUCGGAGUGCCAACGCUUCAUGGCGAUGAAAAAUAGCUGCAAAACUUCCGUAAACCAAUGGCGUUAUGAAAAGCAAAGAAUCGAAACCUCGACCAAGAUGAAUACAUAUGGCCAGAAGAUCAUUCUGUGAAUUUGGUGAAACCGGCAUGGGGUCAUCUAUUAUGAGCUACUACCAACAAACCAAAAAAGAUCACAAAGAAGGUCUAUGGACGAUAGUUGAUGCGUUUAUGCCGAUCAAUUCGAGAAAAACGGCUACAAUUGUUCUUGUAUAUAUCUUGUAUCUUAUCUUCUUUUGUAUCAAAAUGGUUGUGUAUGUGUCAGACACUAGGCGACUCCUUUAUAAGCCAAUCAUACGGGGAAAGGAAUUGUGAUCAGGGGUGGAUCAACCCUCUUAGAGGCCCUUGAAGGCCUUAAAGGUUGUGGGGGCUUGUAGGGUGGCGAUAUUUCUGAUUGAAUGUCGUUCACUUACCCGAGUAAAAGAUAAUUUGAUAGCUUUCUGGCACAAAAAAACACUUGAAUUUUUUCUGUGAACAAAGACACAUUCACACAUUUAAAAAACCACACGCGACAAAAUGGCCACAUUUUGUAAUACACGAUUUCAAGCAAUAA
Anopheles funestus (African malaria mosquito) is the source of this 11408-nucleotide messenger RNA. Its product is annotated as sortilin-related receptor-like. Lineage: Eukaryota; Metazoa; Arthropoda; Insecta; Diptera; Culicidae. The record is from RefSeq and is a predicted model, not a curated record. The transcript is spliced from 14 exons. Gene Ontology annotation, molecular function: protein binding. Gene Ontology annotation, biological process: post-Golgi vesicle-mediated transport. Gene Ontology annotation, cellular component: membrane; Golgi apparatus. The coding region runs from base 1064 to 7801 and encodes 2245 amino acids.